This is a messenger RNA of Olea europaea var. sylvestris, 1032 nucleotides long. RefSeq lists its product as uncharacterized. The transcript has 3 exons. Lineage: Eukaryota; Viridiplantae; Streptophyta; Magnoliopsida; Lamiales; Oleaceae. Bases 1 to 1032 code for a protein of 343 amino acids. The record is from RefSeq and is a predicted model, not a curated record.
AUGGUAAGUAACAAAAUUGAUAGAGCCACGAUUAAUGAUGUGUGGACACAAUCAGGAAUUCAUAGCAUUGCCGAAUUCUUACCUUCCGGGUGUCUCUCGGAUAACUCUCCUUGUAUUGUUUCACUUUUGCAACAAGAUGAUAGCAAAGGAAAACCUUUUAGGUUUUUCAACAUGUGGACUCAUGAUAAUUUUCUCGACAUUGUUCAAGAUGGUUGGAACAAAGAGAUUGCUGAAACCGCAUCUAUAAUUUUGAAAGAAGCAAAAGUGGAAUUACAAGGUAAACCUACCAAUGUUCAUCUUCAAUGUGAGGUGGCUACAUUGAGGAAAGAUGCCAUGAAUCUUGGUGAAGCGGAGAGAAGUUUUUACUACCAAAAAGCUAUGUGUGCUUAUCUAAAAAAUAGUGAUAAGUGUACUAAGUUUUUCCAUUUGGUGGUAAAGAGAAAUAAUAAGAAGAACUACAUUGCUACUAUUUUGAAAAGGGAUGGGACUUAUACUUCUCAUAAGGAAGUGGUGGAUGAAUUUACUUACUUUUAUAGUGACUUGUUGGGGAAAAGUUGUUUUGUUCACCCUAUUGAGGUUGACAUUGUGAAGAAUGGACCCCUGCUAAUGGAAGAGCAUGCUUCAUCACUUAUUCGCGAAAUCUCAUAUAAAGAAAUAAAGGAGGCUCUAUUUAGUAUUGGUGAUGAAAAGUCGUCAAGGCCAGAUGGAUAUACAUCUUGCUUCUUUAAAAAGGCCUGGAACAUAGUUGGAUGUGAGUUUAAGAAGGCUAUCAAAGACUUUUUCAAAUCUUCCUCUCUUCUUAAACAAACUAAUCAUACAGUGAUUGCCAUGGUGCCUAAGACGAACUACUCAUUUUCCGUUGGGGGCUAUAGGCCGAUUGCAUGUUCAGAAGCGGCAUUUGUAGAGGAAAGAAGCAUGACCGAGAACAUUCAACUUGCGCAAGAGCUCUUGAGACAAUAUAAUUGGAAAAGAGUUGCCCCAAGAUACCUUAUUAAAAUUGAUUUGAGGAAAGCAUAUGAUUCGGUGAAUUAG